AUGCCAACUACUGGUCUGCCUCCUGGAAGUGAGAUGCAUAAUUAUCUUGCUCGCGAAGAGGACCGUUCUGGUUACCCAAUGGUAAAGGACACAAAAACGAUUGGAUCUGCGUAUGAUCGCUACCUUCAGAGUGGGCAACUUUCUUCAUUUACUUCUGCUGGGGAAGCCAGUACAAUUGGUGCUCUUGGGUUGCAAAGGGGUGUUGGUGGAUUACCGAACCAUUCACUAGGUGAUCCCGCUCUCAUGGGGCGUCAUGGGGGUGGUGGUCCUGAUUUUCCACCGAAUGGACGGGGUAUCAAUUAUGGGUUUCAGCCACCUGUGGAUUCAAUUUCAAGGCCUGGACCGGAGACAGCACUCCUACCCCCAGAUGCUUCCCCUACGUUAUAUAUUGAAGGUCUACCUUCUGAUUGUACAAGAAGAGAAGUGGCUCAUAUUUUCCGCCCUUUUGUUGGAUACAGAGAAGUGAGACUUGUCAGCAAAGAGGCCAAACAUCGUGGAGAUCCUUUGAUCCUUUGUUUUGUGGACUUUGCAAAUCCAGCUUGUGCAGCAACUGCUUUGAGUGCCUUGCAAGGCUAUAAAGUUGAUGAAAUCAAUCCCGAGUCUAGUUAUUUGCGGCUUCAGUUUUCUCGGUAUCCAGGCCCAAGAAGUGGAGGUGGUCCAAGAAGUAGUGGACCCGGUCCAAGAAGUGGAUCUGGAUCUCGUGGUGGUAGGAGGUGA
Messenger RNA from Vicia faba (fava bean), 717 nucleotides. NCBI's taxonomy places the organism in Eukaryota, Viridiplantae, Streptophyta, Magnoliopsida, Fabales, Fabaceae. The record is from the annotation of a GenBank genome assembly.